ACUGGAAAAGCAUCCACUGUCAUACUGAACUUUAAAACAAUUCCUUGGGCUAGCAUCGUACUACCGAACAUUUGUGAGCCAAACGGGAACGUUACAUCAACUGCUUAAUAAACUUGUAAAGUGGGUGGAGACCCCGGGGUGUGAGGGAGCUUUGACAAGUUCAAGAGACGAUUCACCAACGCGCCAAUUCUAAAAGACCCUCAUUUCGACCACAAGUUCAUUGCAGACGUUCAGAAUAAGGUGUUUGAGCAGUGUCGGCUCAGGUUGAGGAUCGCCGACGAAAUCGACGCAUAG
Molecule: messenger RNA, 294 nt
Organism: Soboliphyme baturini
Lineage: Eukaryota; Metazoa; Nematoda; Enoplea; Dioctophymatida; Soboliphymatidae
Source: the annotation of a GenBank genome assembly